This is a messenger RNA of Adineta steineri, 1293 nucleotides long. The record is from the annotation of a GenBank genome assembly. Lineage: Eukaryota; Metazoa; Rotifera; Eurotatoria; Adinetida; Adinetidae.
AUGUCGAAUGAAGAAAAACAACAAGAUACACAAGAAGCACCAGUAACACCAUGGAAUUUAGCUAUUUACUAUCGACGCAUUUUUCCAUCACAUAUUUAUUGUAAAUGGCUUGCUUAUGGAGAACCUGCUGCAUGUCCUCAAUUUUCACAACGUGAAUUUAGUUUUACACUUGAAAAUGAUGUUUAUCGUCGUUAUCUUUCAUUUUCUAAUCAUAUUGAAUUUGAAAAAGAAUUAAUUAAAAUGUGUCCAGAAAAAAUUGAUAUUGGUGCUGUUUAUUCAGCUAAACCCAAAGAUCAUAAAAUGCUUUCUACUGCACAAUUUUAUCCAAUUGAACGUGAACUUGUAUUUGAUAUUGAUAUGACAGAUUAUGAUGAUGUUCGAUUUUGUUGUCGUGGUGCCGAUAUUUGUUCGAAAUGUUGGACAUUAAUGAGAUUUGCUAUGCAAAUCAUCGAUCGUGUAUUGCAUGAGGAUUUUGGAUUUGAACAUCGUUUAUGGAUUUAUUCCGGUCGACGUGGUGUUCAUUGUUGGGUUAGUGAUCAAACAGCUAGAGAAUUACAAUCAAGUACUCGUCAAGCUAUUGUUGAACAUAUAACAGUUAUUAAUGCUGGAAAAGAUUCAUCGAAACGUGUUACACUUUAUACACCAUUACAUCCAUCACUUCAACAUGCACGUGAAAUAAUUUUAACUGAAUUUGAUGGAUAUGCAUGUUUAGAACAAGAUUUUCUUGGAGAUGAUCAACGUAUCGAACGAUUUCUUCGACUUGUUCCUGAUGAUAAUAUCCUUUUCUAUAUUUUCAAAUUGACAGAACGUUGGGCUGCUUUUAAACAACAUACAGAUGGAAUGAUUAAUUCAGUAACAGCUACGAAUAAAUUUCGUAAAGCUGCUUAUACAACAUUAAUUGAUGAAAUAAUGUUUGAAUAUUGUUAUCCACGUCUUGAUGCCAAUGUAACAAAAGGAAUGAAUCAUUUACUUAAAUCACCAUUUAGUAUUCAUCCGAAAACUGGUCGUGUAUCAAUACCAAUUGCAUCAGAUGCUUUACCUUAUUUUGAUCCAUGUAAAGAAGGUUCAGUACCAAAAUUAAGUGAAUUAUGUCAACAAGUUGAACAAUUACCAAAACAAAAUGAAGAUAUUGAAAAUGGAAAAACAAAUAUUAAACAAAAAGAUUUUAAUCAAACAGCAUUGAAACCAUUUAUUGAUAUAUUUUCUCGUUUUGUUCAACGUUCACAAACGAGUAAACAAGAUGAAACAUUAGCUAAAAGUGAUUUUAAUACAAUGUUAUCAGGUGAAAUUUAA